AUGGUGGGGCUCCUGGAGGCGCUCAUGGCCGAGAAGGACACGGAGCGCUUCAGGCUGGCGGAUCCGGCGCUGUUCAUCCCGGUCUGGUCCUGCCGGCGGCAGGAGGUGACGCGGCAAGCUUUGCUGGCAGUGCUGGAAGAGGGUGGCGCCACCAUGUUGCAUGCCUCGGCGCUGAGGGCCCUGACGCACCUGGCCAAGCACUCAUCCUCCGAGGCUGCCAUGCUGCGGCGGCAUGCCGGCCUUGGCCUGGAGCUGAUGGCACGCUGCGCCUGUGAUGAGGAGAAGCUGGUGAUCGCCUUGGAGUUUCUGGUGACCGUCCGGGCGAAGGCGCAGCAAAGGUCGGUGAGGUCAGCUUCAGAGCUCCCUGGAGGUGUGGUUUACAAUCAGAUCCCCGAGGAGCUGGAGGCUCAACUGACUACGCCUUUCACAGAAGAGCAGAGACAACAGAUCUUCCGAGAGGUUGGGCUGCACAGCGCGGAGCGCAAGACAGCCCCCUCUCGCCCCAAGGCGCUACUUGUCUUCGGCCCUCCGGCUGUUGGCAAGUCCACCCUUAGCAUGGAGGUGGCCAAAAAGCUGUUCGAGUCGCCCAGAAAUGUGGUAAGUGUUGACGGAAACGAUGUGCGUGAUCGGCACGCGGGCUUCAAUAAGGUCGCGCAGCACGGCUUCAAGCACAAGUUGCUGCACGCGGAUGCCUGGGAUAAGCUGAAGGGCACCAAGUACGUAGAGAACUUGAAAAAGGAGAUCCUGAGCUUGGCGGUUCAGAAUCGGCAAGAUGUGAUCAUCCCGGAGUGCGCAAUGCAGCCCGAGCGAGUCCACAAGAUGCUGAGGCAGAUGGAGAAUGCAGACUAUGAGAUGCACGCCAUUUGCCUGUGGGCACCUCUCGAUGCUGUGCAGCACCGGGGACGUCAGAGGUCCGUGAAGGCGGGUAAAGCCUUCAACGUCAAGUUCCACGGGCCCAGCUGCGCGGGGGCCGUGGAGUUUGGGAAGCACUUCGAGAAGAAGAUCAAGGAGAGCAGCCGCCACUAUGGCAGCCGGGUUCUGUUGAUCACCCAUUGA
Molecule: messenger RNA, 1056 nt
Organism: Effrenium voratum
Lineage: Eukaryota; Dinophyceae; Suessiales; Symbiodiniaceae
Source: the annotation of a GenBank genome assembly